AUGAAGGGGAUACGACAGGAAAAGCUUUCGCCGGCCGGCAUAUCUGUCGUGAAUGCGAGUACGUGCUAUUUGCUCGUCAGUCGACUCCUGCUUCCCGCGUCGAGUCCACUGUUCGUUUCGUCAUUAUUGAAUGAAAAUGGAAUCGUAAAGGGUACAAAGUCAUCAAUCUACAUAGUCUUCAAUCCUGUGAAUCUGAAUGAGAACCAUCAGAGGCAUGAUACGCACGUAGUUGUAGACGGUGGACAUUUGCUUCACAAAGUACUGUGGCCUCGCAAUGCGUCUUUUGGAGAAAUUGGUUCCAGAUAUGUCCAAUACUUUCAAAUUUACUACGGCUCAUAUAUAACUGUAAUUUUCGAUGGAUCUCCGUCUGACGCAUCAGACAAAAAUACCAAGAGCUUUGCGUAG
This is a messenger RNA of Psylliodes chrysocephalus, 405 nucleotides long. NCBI's taxonomy places the organism in Eukaryota, Metazoa, Arthropoda, Insecta, Coleoptera, Chrysomelidae. The record is from the annotation of a GenBank genome assembly.